UUGAUUUGAAGGACUUGAACUUUUUCAGCGCUCCUCCUCUCUCACAGUAAAUUGUGUGAUUUUGUAAAUUGAUUUUCGCAUUAAAGUUAUCGUAUUUCAGCAGUUUCGGACUUGUCUUUUGAUGUUCUCAUAAAAAAUGUUUCGUUGUAUGUAAAGCACUUUUGUCUGUGAACUUUUGGCUAGUGUAAUCACUUCCUAACUCAGAAUAAUGGUUGUGUACACAGAAGCGAAUCAAAGACUUGCGGAUAGAAGACCCUGUGCGGGCUCACGAGCUGAUUUGAAACUAUGUCUCUUAAAUAGUCCCUGUUGCAAAGAUCAUAAAAGGACUCCAAAAGAGUGCUUGAAAGCAAAAGAUGGCACUGUUCCAGAAGAAUGCUAUGCCCUGUACAAUACAUUUUUUGAAUGCAAACGAUCCAUCCUUGACAUGCGAACAAGGUUUCGAGGGAGGAAAGGGUACUGAGAUGGUCAUCGGAGCACUAUAUUUUCUCUGAAAGUUGCCUUCAAGAACCCUUAGUGUUAAAAUGUCUGAAGGGAUUAAGUUGAACUCAUAGUUUCACAUUUAAUUUGUUAUCAUCAGAAGCAAAAUGUUUGAUGUCACCUCCGAGAAGUUUGAGGUUCCCAUCCAAAAAUAUCUUACACUUAAGUGAGAACAGGUCCAUAAGAUGUUUUUAAUGAAAAUUUAUUGACUGUUCUGGUAAACAUGGUAAGCUAUUAGUCAAUUUAAGUUUGCUAACUUUCUCGAAGGUCUUUGACACAAGUCAAACCUGUGAAUAUCCUUGUCCUUCUAAAAACAAUUACUUAUGUUAAGUUUUUCCCAAAUAUUCCUGUUAAUUGUAAAUAAUCGAAGAAUCUUAGAAUAAAAUAUUGGAAGGUAAA
This is a messenger RNA of Bemisia tabaci, 876 nucleotides long. Its product is annotated as cytochrome c oxidase assembly factor 5. Gene Ontology annotation, cellular component: mitochondrion. Lineage: Eukaryota; Metazoa; Arthropoda; Insecta; Hemiptera; Aleyrodidae. Gene Ontology annotation, biological process: mitochondrial respiratory chain complex IV assembly. The record is from RefSeq and is a predicted model, not a curated record.